AAUUGCUCGUCAAUAUCGUGUCGUCAUGAGAAGCUUUAUACGAACCAUCAACGGAAUCUUUUGAUCUGAUAAUGUUUGAAUAGAGAAAGGAACAGUAGAUCAGUUCCUCCGCAUGUUCGUCAUUCGAUGUUUCCGUCUCCAACGACUGCAGGCACGAACGGUUCGAGCUCGCGUCACAGUCGCAGAAAUGGUGAUGUCAUCAGUUGCCGCGUUCACUUACACCCCGAGAACCCUUGUGGUCAACCAUAUAAUUGCCAUCACCACUUCUACAAACACGACGAGCUUUUAACAACUACAAGCAACUACAACUAGAAAACUCUUCGAUUCCAGUUAUCGAAAGUAAACAAACCCCCAACUUCGAACAACCAACAACACCAUCAAACACAAUCAACAACCCCAAAUCAUCCAAAAUGGUCCGCGUUACUCCCGCCAUCCGCACCGCCCUCCGCCCUGUCACCCGCGCCCGCCCCCAGCGCGUUCAACAGGUCCGCUUCAAGAGCACCGAGUCUACCGAUAGCGCUCGCGACAACGGUCCCGUUAAGGAGUUCAACAAGACGGGCAACACCAACAAGCCAUGGCUCUACGCCGGCGUCGCCGCCCUCACCGUGGGCGGCAUCUACGCCACGAUGACGGGCAAGCCCGAGAAGGCCGCUGCCGCCUCUCAGAAGCUCGACUUUGUUGCGGAGGGCAAGCGGGCGCCUCAUAACCCUGCUGUUGGCAAUGCCAAGUAAAUGGGUUCGAAAGAUGGGAUUGGGAUGAUUUCAUGACCUUUGUUCUUUGGGGAUUUGGGAGUCUUUGGAGGAUGGUGUUACUUUGAGUUUUGCUGCUUGAUGGGUGCGAGGGAUGCGUGAUGAUAGAUGAUACGGUGUUUGGUUUUCCAGCUUGCGGAUGGUAGCAGGCAAGUGGAAGACAGACGAGCAGCCAUUGAAUGGUUCUGAGCCUUGGGAAAUAGGGUUCGAACUACAGACAUAUGCUAAUGCAAUACAAUAAUUGUUGAAACUCA
Neurospora tetraspora is the source of this 1003-nucleotide messenger RNA. RefSeq lists its product as uncharacterized. Lineage: Eukaryota; Fungi; Ascomycota; Sordariomycetes; Sordariales; Sordariaceae. The transcript is spliced from 2 exons. The record is from RefSeq and is a predicted model, not a curated record. Bases 411 to 731 code for a protein of 106 amino acids.